GCAAGGACAGCCAUAUUAAAUGAAUGUUCGCUUCAUUCUCAUCCAUUUUCAUUGUCAAGAUUUCUGGUGGGGUAUUUUUCCUAAUUAAAUUUCUCUAAUCCUUCGUCGUCCUCAUUUUGUGGCUAUCAAUUAGUAUUACCUUAGGAUAGGUAUUAGCGAUAGACUUGUGUAAUUAGCUCUAAUUUUGCUGUCAACCCUUAGACUAGAGUUUCAAUUAAAUAAAUCGAUAUAAAUGCAACAACAUACAAAUCAAUCGCAUUCAAUUAUUUAUGUAAAAUUGAUUUACAGUUUAAAAUUAACUGAAAUUUUCAGCAUACACAAACACACACGUUACCAUAGUAAUAACUUUUCUCAAACAAUCUGGUUUAGUCGAAUUGAUAAUAUGGAAUUGAAUGAAUUUAUCCGUUUUUAUUCGAAUACAGGAAUAGAGUCGAGUGACAGUGAUUGUUUUGAAAGGCAGCGAUAUCAUUCAAAACUUUAAAAUUUUAAUUAAAUGUUAAAUUGUUGUACUUAAUCAAAAUGUUAUUAAAUGUUUAAGAUCUAGCAAUUAGUAGAAGUGUAAAUUCAAAUAGAAAAAGAAAAGAAAAUAUUUUUGUUCGAAGCCAAAAAGAGACCCGACAUUGCGAUACGGAUACAGUCGAUUAUUAGAAAACUAUUAAAUGUUAAAUUAUAUGAAAGAUGUAAAAUGCAACAAAUCAAUUAAAAACAAAUGUUACCACCAAAGCAACUGAAUGAUUCUUCGUUGAAUGGGUUUUUCUUUAGUGUUUUUAACUCAAUGAAUCAAAACAAAAUAACCGAACCAAGGGAAGAAAAAAAGUUACUGGACCGUCAGCCACCAGCCCUAAGCAGCAAUGCAAUACUGUUGAUUGAGCUUGGAAUUGUACUGAUUGUAAUAUUGGUAGUCGGUCUCGUAUUCUACUUAAGUCAUCGAAAUUCCAAAAAACGUGGUAAUCGAAGACGGUGGAUGCAAAGCGAUGUAAACAUUGAUAAUUGCAACGAUGGUCAGAUCUACGAUACAACUAUCGACGACAGACAACCCAAUGAGUCUAUCGCUCAUCGAAGAAGGUGGCCGAGAAAUGACAGUGAUGAUCAUCAGCAGAUAAUCGAUCCAACAUUUGAAGAACGUCAUCCUCGUACGAUCGAUUUGGAUCAAGAUGAUUGUCCGCCUUCGUAUGAAUCAUUAGUUCAACAGAAAAAGAGGAAACGUCCGCGAAACUCUAAAUGUAAUGCAAAAGGAUUGGACAGAAUUUUGCCCAAGUGUCAUAAUACUAACAAUGAAGAAACAUUGCUGUCCACACAGUCACCGUCUUACAUUUCAAUAAUAUGCAAUGAAAAUUCUUCUCUCAUUGAAAACCAACAAUCAGCCGCAUCGACAUCGUCAUCCGAUAAUGCCGCAUUCAAUGAUACAGACAAAGUUUGCACCGAGCGUGAAAAUUGUUUGAACAAUGACUUCAAAGUGAACAAUCAUAAAUUGCAGAAGAAGCAAUUAGCAAGACGAACUGUUGAUGGUGAAACGGAAACCAGCGAAAAACCAACCACCAUUCCGACAAAAACAGUAAGAUGUGCAAAUGGUAUUGCUGUAUUGGAUGCAAGUGGAUUACCUACUUACGAUACAGCAUUAAAAAUUCAAGAAUGCGGCAAUAUGUGAAAUUGCUUCGAACCACACAAUACUCUGUGUAUACAGUUUCUGUAUAGACUCAGUGUAAAUAUUAAAUGACAAAUAUUUCUCGUUAUUUUGAACAA
Molecule: messenger RNA, 1743 nt
Organism: Bradysia coprophila
Lineage: Eukaryota; Metazoa; Arthropoda; Insecta; Diptera; Sciaridae
Gene: s-cup
Product: spermiogenesis-related protein stanley-cup
Source: RefSeq, a predicted model, not a curated record